Hydra vulgaris (swiftwater hydra) is the source of this 2781-nucleotide messenger RNA. RefSeq lists its product as uncharacterized. Lineage: Eukaryota; Metazoa; Cnidaria; Hydrozoa; Anthoathecata; Hydridae. Gene Ontology annotation, molecular function: protein binding. Gene Ontology annotation, biological process: skeletal muscle contraction; positive regulation of voltage-gated calcium channel activity; positive regulation of protein localization to plasma membrane. The record is from RefSeq and is a predicted model, not a curated record. Gene Ontology annotation, cellular component: extrinsic component of cytoplasmic side of plasma membrane.
AGUUUAAUUAUUUUAAGCAAUUAUCACAUUGUUGUUACACCCGGAAGCUAUUCGCUAAAUAUUUACGAAAGUAUAAUAUUUUCACUUAAUCUUGAGUUUUGAAAAUGUUGUCUGAUUUACCUGAUUCCAUUUGUGAACGUGCAUCACCAUUGUUUGCAGAAGGUGUAAAUCAAAGUCUAGUACACUUUUCAAAAAUACAUAAAAUUAUGGUGGAGUUUACUAGUAAAAUCUCUUCUAUUUAUAAUGAAACUGCUUGUUCUAUGUUAUCUUCCCUUGAUAUAUUUACUAAAAAAGUUGCAGAUAUUGAUAAAAUAAAGAUUCAAGGGCAAAAUGAAUCUUAUGUUAAAUUUAUAAACAAAUUUAUGGAACAGUUUGAAAAUCAUGCAAAAUUAAUGCAAAAUCUUAGUAAUAGCUUCAAUGAUUGCGUAGUUGUGCCACUAAAAAAUGUUGUGGAGAAAAAAAAAGAAAUAUGGACAACUUGUUUUCACUAUAUUGACUCAUUUCAGCAGCAAAUUGUUAAAAAAGAAGAAGAUUUGGCAAAACGUUACAAGGAUUAUUCUGAUUGUUGUGCUAAAUUAAAAACAUCUGAAAAUGUUAAGUAUCAAAAAAUGUGUCAUAACUCCCAUAAUACAUAUUUACUCAGACUCUCUUCUGUCAACAGUAUGAAUAAUUUGUUAUAUAAGCAUGUUAUACCUCAAGUUCUGCACUUUAUAGAAGAAAACCAUAAUGAGUUAAAUGAUUCUUUGCGACACCAUGCAAAGUAUAUGUUUUCUAUGCAAAAAGAUUCCUUUAAAAAAAUAAUAAAAUCUGUUGAAAAAGUUGACCGUGCAGCUACCAAAAUUGAUUUACUUAGUGAUUUAAAAAAAUAUUAUAAGUUAUUAAAGGCAAAGGAUAAAAGCCCACCUUAUCGUAGUUUCACUUCUGCCAUGCAAGAACUUGGAAGAAGAUCAAGUGUCAAUCUUGAAACUAUGAAGGAGGAAUUUAUUAUAAACAUGUUCACUCAACCAAAUUUACAGCGACGUUUAGCUUCUCUAGAAUAUCAAACUGGUGAGUUAGUAGAUACAAUAGCUGCUAUGCGAUCAAAUAAAAAUAAUGAUGAUGAAUUGUCUAACAAAACACAAGACCCUGCAUUAAAUGAACUAAUUUUUUUGUUAAAAAUUUGUGACAAAGAAGCCAAUUUGAAUGUUUUGCUUAAGCAAAUGGAGUUGUAUACACCCGAAGUGAUAGAUUUUCUUGAACCUAUGCCUGAAAAUAUUUUAAAAGAAAGACUCCAAGAAAAUAAAUAUUCUGAUCAAAUGAAUGGUGUCCCAGCAUUAGGUGAAAAACCACACGAUUUUGCCGAGCCAAAACUUCUGAAGCAUUUAUUUUGUAUUUAUUGCAGCAAAUUGAUUAUUUUAAGCGGAAAAGGACUUGUGUGCAAGGUGUGCAAAGUUGGUGUCCAUAAGAAAUGUGCAUUUAAUAUACCUUUUUGUAAUGGAGAUAUAAACAAAAAUCAAAAAUUAUUAAAGUCUAAUGCAGAGAAGGUCCAGGAAAACUCUGUAGUGUAUGAUUUAAUUGAUAUUGAUGAAGACUUUUAUGAGGAUGAUGAGUUUAAUGAUGGCUUGUCAGAUUCUGAUGGAGAUAUGUUAAAUUUUUCUCAGCCUGUUCUAUGCCCUUCAAAAAUAGCACCAUCUCUAUCAUCUUGUUCUUCAAGUCAGACCAAAGAUAUUCAAAAUACACAAGUUUCAUCAAAAAAUAGUCUUUUAAAAUUAAGCCAAACUGUGUCACAUGAGAUAAAACAGGCAGCGUCUACAACGAACUCAAAUAUUAAACCACCAAAUUAUUCAAAUGUUAAGCCACCUGUAUCUAAAAAACCAUCUAUAAAUAAAAAAAUAUCUAGAUGUGAAAUAAAAGAGUUUUGUGUAACCCUUUAUGAUUUUCAAGCCACUUGUAGCUCUGAAAUAUCUUUUACUGCUGGAAAACGAAUAGAAGUAAUUGACCAUCGAAAUUCAGACUGGUGGCAAGGAAAGUUUGAGAACUCUACUGGUUACUUUCCUUCAAAAUAUGUGAUGAUGGUUGCUGAAAAUGAUCGUAUUUUUAAAGCUAUUUAUAGUUUUCAAUCGGAAAGGUGUUUAGAACUGACUGUCCAUGAAGGAGAAAUUGUUGUUUUGCUAGAAGAAAAUGGUGAAUGGUUGAAAGUUAAAUCUUUAGAUGGAGAAGGGCUUGUUCCUUCUUCAUAUUUAGAAUAUUUGUUUUAGUAAUUAUAUAAUAUGAAUACAGAUAUUUAAAGUUAUAUAAUAUUUUUAAUAUAAUAGUAGACAAAGUUUAAACUUCUAUGCAUAUAUUGCAUGUUAAUACGUACAUAGUUAAAAAUGUGAGAUUUAGUUAAAAAAGAUUAGAUAUGUUGUGUUCAAAUUUUAUAAAUUUAUAAAAUUUUUACACAACAUAUACAACCAAUACACAUAUAGAUAAGUUUUACACAUCAAGAUUUAUACACAUUUACAUAUUUUCUAUUUAUUUAAAAGAAUUCAUUAUAUUUGUUUGUAAUUUAGAGUGAUAUUAAUGCACAUGUUCAUAUGAUUUAACUAAAGGUAAUGCUCUUUUUUAAAACUAAAGUUCUUUUUUCUUCACAUUUUAAAAGUUAACAUUCUUGAUGCAUUUUAAAGUUGAUUUAUACAUUUAUUUUGAUGAAAAAGCUUUAUGGUUUACAGUUUGAUGAAAUUGAGUUUAUUCAUGCUUAUAUUAAAAUUAUAAGACAAGGAAGUACUAUUAUAUGAAAAAGAAAAAAUUUAUAUAAUAAAA